Molecule: messenger RNA, 3257 nt
Organism: Cavia porcellus (domestic guinea pig)
Lineage: Eukaryota; Metazoa; Chordata; Mammalia; Rodentia; Caviidae
Product: leucine-rich repeat-containing protein 37A2-like
Exons: 9
Coding region: 430-2871 (813 amino acids)
Source: RefSeq, a predicted model, not a curated record
ACCUGUCUUGUGGGUCAGAACUCCAGGUUCAUACACUUUAUUUUGAGUUCCCUGGAGAGAGGUUUAGGAUGCACCUGGAGCUGGUUAACUCCACCUGAAUUCUCAACUGUAGUGACCUCCCCUUGUCAAUCUGCUGAUUCUCAACUUGGGAGAACAAGGACGGUUUGCUUUUGAAGCAAAGUUGGGGUGGAGGGUGGGUUAGAGAAGACAUAAUGGAGAAGACAGCAACUUGUUCCAUCUGCUUUGAAGGUUUUCUUAACAGAAAGGCAGUUGCUUUCUGGAGAUGAGAAAGUGAGAGCCAGCUGAAUUCUCAAUCAUAAUCCUCUGUCAGCCAUUGAGGAUUCAUCUCUUUUUCAAUUACCAGCAUUAAAAUAUUUAGACUUGGGACAAACACACGUCCCACUUACAGCACUUGAGAAUAUAAUCACAAUGGCUCUAGGACUGAAAACACUGAUCUUACCGAGCAAUAUGGUCUGCUGCCUCUGCCAGUUUAAAAAUGACAUCGAGGUUGUCUGCAAGACAAUUAAGCUGCAUUGUGACAGCACAUGUGUGGUUAAUGCCACUCGGUGUGUGGGAAAAGCCCCCAUAGGCAAUGUCCAAGAAGCCUUCAUUAAGGUGUUACAAGCCCGGAAGAAGAGCACCAGCACUGAGCUGACCAUCAAGACAGAUACGGCAUCUGCAGAAAUAAGUGGUUUGGAAUUAUUAAGCCUUGUGAAAGAGCAGGCAGACACUAAUGAUCAUCCUACAACACCAAGUUUCACACAGCCAUACUUUCUAGAGGGAAAUCUAGAAGGCAUAGAAAAAACAAUAUUACCAUUCAUUCAGCUCCUUUUGUCAAAUAUACAAAAUGGAAAUUAUUCCUUGGCUUAUUUGGAAAACAAUAUGAGAAACUCCUCUUCUCAACGUGCAUUUGACAAUUCGACCCUCAAUGAUAAACUACAGAGGCUAUAUUUGUUGCAAAAUUUGUUAAAUGCAAAAAUUCAGGAAAUAUUAGAUGACACAAAAAAGAAAGAGAAAACAGCCACGCUUAUGCCAUCUAGGAAUUUAGAUCCCCAAUUUAGACUCCAAAUCUUUGCAAACAAACUGAAAAGUCCUGAAACACAGGAAAACAGCCUGGCAGAGGUGGAGGGUGAAAGGAAAAUGCUUCCAAGCUUGAAGGCCCCUCUCAAGGAGCUGAAGCAUCCACAACAAAGUGUUUUCAAGGAAGAAAUGAAACAGAAAGCCGGGCUUAAGUGGGCUACCCAGCCAUUCUUAGAAGAUGUCACCAAAGAGGGAAGCCUAAAGAGAUUCAUCCCACAGGAGAUGGGGCAGCAUCAGAGGAUGCCAAGACCCAGGAAGUUCACGGAAAACUCUUUCCGCAUAGAGCCCUCCUUCAAGGACGAACAGAAAGUAACAGCUUCUUCUUUCCUAAAACGUCACUCCAUGGACAGAUCUCCUUCCAUCCCUGCCAAAGCCCUGCCCAAGGUGAGAAAGAGAGCAAAUGAUUUCAACUACAUUUUGGACUUACAAAAUGCAAAUGCUAGAGUUAAAACCACAGAGGGUACAAAACCAGUCUUACAUCCUGGAAACCCUCACCACUUUCACAAAAAUUCUCUCGUGGCCCGGGGAACACCCAAGGCCAAGCUGAGUGACAAGUUGAGGAAGAAAAACACACACAGUAGACUACCGCUUGUAAAGAGGCCUCAAUUCUCAGCAGUGAGGACUCUCACCAGUUUCCCAUCAGGACAGUUCUUCUCAUCUUCAGGAGAGCCCAGUUUUCAGGAGACUCCUGUUUCAGAAUUAUAUGCUCCUUCAGAACUUUCUGUAGAAAGCACCCCUGUAGCAAACCAUACUGCAGCAGAUACUUCCAAAGGAGCAGAUUUUGCAUUAAGCAUUCGUGUGCCAGAAGAAACUAUCUCCAAAGACACAACUCACAGGAGAGCUGCAUACUCUGCCGUGACUGCAUUCAACCGAAUACCAGCUGUGAACCACACAACAAAGGCACAGUGGGAACACCCCAACAUGGGCACUGACUCACCGCUCAAAGACUUCACCUCCCUGUCGCUGUCAUCCUCAGGUGAUCAGCUUGAGAUUUACAUAAAUCAGCAACUCCGGCCCCUCAUCCCCAACAAUGACAUCAGAAGGCUGAUUUCUCCUGUUAUCAGGAGUUUAAAGAUGGACUGCUCUGAGACCCAAGUGCAGUUGGCCUGUGCCAAGCUCAUCUCCAAGACAGGCCUCCUGUUGAAGCUGCUCAGUGAGCAGCAAAAAGCCAAAGUGUUUAAGGCCCAGCGGGAUGUGGAGCACUGGAAAAAUGAGAAUUACAUCAUUGAGAGCACAGAAGACCAGAAUGAAGAGAAGGAGCGGCAGUCAAGGGAGCUCACAGUAGAAGUUCCAGGAUUCGGCUAUAAGAACAAACUGAUCUUGACAGUAUCUGUGACGGGAGCAGGGAUCAUUUUGUUGAUAAUUUUCUGUCUCAUUGAGAUUUAUUCCCAAAAACGGGCUUCAGAGGAAAAUGAAGAAGAGUCCUCAAGGGGCCUUUCCCAACGUUGGCAUGGGAGAUGCAAAAUGGAACAGGAAAAGGAGGUAAAUUUGAGAAACUCAGCGCUGUGGUGGUGGUGCAGGGGAGGCAGAGCUCCUAAGUCCCCUUCUGUUUUCCAGAAGGCCGUGAGUGGGGCUGUUUGCCCACUGUGGCUUAAGGAUAUGUACAGACCUAUCAGUGCCUCACACAUGAAACAAGUGUCGGCCAAGCUGCAUGGGAAGGAUUCCUCUGAUGAGGGUGAGAUUUUCACAAAGCACGCAGGGGAGCUCCACGGAGUCACCACAGAGGCAGCGCCCACAGUGUCAGCCAUCAAGGAUGAGGAAAGUGGGCUCAAGAAGGCGCCCUUGGAGUGACCCUGAAUUGCCUCCAGUGACUGGCAAAUCUUUUUUUCACAUUGUUUCGCAUUGUUACAUUAAAAUCUAUAAUAUUCAAAGCACUUCUAGCCAUGCAGUAAGAAAAUAAGUCCUGAUAGUCAAAUUGAUGUGUGCAUGUAACACACGGCAUAGUGGGACUGCUGCUCGGAUCCUUUGUUGUGGUCCUGCUUCUGGGGGAGCCAGGAUGGCCUUCUUGUCCUUGGCAGCCAGGAUAACCAGUUUCUGUAGCCAAACGCGCUUGUGGGUUUGGCAUUUAUAGACUCCUAACACUUAGCCCAAUAAUCCAUGGAAGCAUACUUUUUGUCUUAUUUGUCUUAUCAUCAUUGCACAGGAAAUGGAGCUCAAAGAAUAUAAGUAAUCUGGCC